AAUUUCAACUCUCCACAACAAACUCAUAUACGGCUCGCAUUUUAAAUUCACAAUUCACUUUCCAUUGAAUUCUUCUCCUGACAUGGACUGUCAAUCUUUGCUUAUUCCUUCCAACACAAGGCAAUUCCAAGAAACUGAUUCAGUUUAGAUAUGUCACUCAUGUUGAACAAAAACAACAGCAACAAAAUGGGCACACCUUUGUUCCAUGAGUUUAAAAAGCAAGCUUCUUUCUUCCUCAAGGAAAAAUUCAAGACUGCUAGAUUGGCUCUCACCGAUGUUACCCCCGCAGAGCUAAUGACAGAAGAAGCUACAAAAGGAAAUUCAUGGGCCCCAGAUUCCCCAACACUUAGAUCAAUUUCAAGGGCUGCUUUUGAGCUAGAUGAUUAUUUGAGAAUUGUAGAGAUUCUACACAAAAGACUGCUUAAAUUUGACAACAAGAAUUGGAGGGCCUCUUACAAUUCUCUGAUUGUGCUGGAGCACCUGUUGACUCAUGGACCAGAAAGUGUUGCAGAGGAAUUUCAAAGUGACAAAGAUGUAAUUGGCCAGAUGAAAUGCUUUCAGCAUAUUGAUGACAGUGGGUUCAAUUGGGGUCUAGCUGUUAGAAAGAAAUCAGAACAGAUACUGAAACUGCUGGAAGAAGGAACUCUCCUUAAGGAAGAAAGAAACCGUGCUCGGAGGUUGUCCAGAGGAAUUCAAGGUUUUGGAAGUUUCAGUCCACGUUCAACUCAAGCACAAGGCGUUCUGCAGGAAAAAUCAUCGCCAACCACAUUUGACAGACGUACCGCUGACUUCAACGACAAUGAAAACCAGGAAAACCAAUCCUUUGGCUCAAAUCUUUGUCUGGACACAGCAGCAGUUAAAUCUGCUAGUCCUAGCUCUCAAGGUAGAAUUUUAAAGUCCUUAGAUGAUAGUGUAGAAACUGAAAGCUACCUGGAUGAUCAGGGAAACAUUCAAAUGCACCAGAAAUCUGAAACAAGCUCUGGAGAAAACAUGACACCUAGCAAGGAGGAAUUCCAUCUAUGGAACUUGAAAGGGGAGUCCAAUCCACUUUUGGAUGGUAGCCAAGAGGAUCAUUCUAGACUUGGGAUGUUCAUAGCCCAAGAUGAUCACCCCUUUAACUCCACAGAAAUGCAUGCCACUUCUUCCCUACUUUCUCGACAUGAAGUAUGUUACGCAUUAAAAUGAAGGCAACAAGGUGUGUUGCACUUCUUGUGCAGAAAUUUUUUCUAAUCAAGGUUUUAUGUCACAUGUAUAUAUGUAUGCAGGUUACCUUUAUUUCCUCCUACAAUUUUCCCUCAGAGAACAAAUUGUUUGUAAUUGUGGAACUAGAACUAAGUAUAUAUUGGAAUGCAUGAAUCUAUAUAAAGCUCAUGUUCUACCCUCUGCAGCCGAUGUAAAGAUCA
This is a messenger RNA of Glycine soja, 1403 nucleotides long. Its product is annotated as epsin-3-like. Gene Ontology annotation, molecular function: phospholipid binding; clathrin binding. The coding region runs from base 151 to 1185 and encodes 344 amino acids. NCBI's taxonomy places the organism in Eukaryota, Viridiplantae, Streptophyta, Magnoliopsida, Fabales, Fabaceae. Gene Ontology annotation, cellular component: endosome; clathrin vesicle coat; plasma membrane. The transcript is spliced from 4 exons. The record is from RefSeq and is a predicted model, not a curated record. Gene Ontology annotation, biological process: endocytosis.